AUGAGUGGACUACAGACUCCACAAGAGCUGGAGGAGAAUUUGCGGCAAUAUCGGGAGCAGCUGGCACAAGUGGAGCAGCUACUCAUGAUGGGCAGCGACGAGGAGAUGCCUGGACAGGACCUGCAGGACAUGUAUCAAAGCCUGACAGAGGCGAGUUACGGAGUGGCAACUUCUAGUGCCGCAACGUUAACUGUUGCGGCAGGGCACGCCUUUGCAAAAGCAGUUGGGACAAACGCCGACGUGGUCCUAGCGCUUGCCGCCGCAGCGGAUGGCGACGCUGCAGGCCCUGUGGCCAAAAUCGUCACGCCUCCGGAGCUGAACUUGCCAGCCAUCCUGCCGGCAUCGGUGGCGGAGCAAAUCCGUAAAGCGCAGAUUCGCGCUGCGUUGACGGGUCAAGCGCCUGGGGAAUGGGCUAUUGGCGCGCAAUGCCAAGCUGUGUACAGCGCGGACGGCGAGUACUACGACGCGACGGUGGAGGCUGUCUCUGAGGCUGGCAACUUCAUCGUCGUGUUCGAUGGGUACGGCAACAAGGAAGAGGUGGGGUUGACGGGGGUACGGCCGCGGCCCAGCGCGGACGAGGGCUACCGCGGUGUGGCAGCGCCGAAGCGGAAGCGCGUCGAAGAGGAGCCGGUCGUGACGGAAAUCCCCAAGUGGCUGGCCAUUAAGGAGACGGACGAUGAGAAGACCAAGGCGCGCAAGAAGAAACUGCUCAAGAGUUUCAAGUCCAAGAUCCGGUUCCAGAACAUGGACCUGGCGCAGAAGCAGAAACAGGACACUUGGCAGUCGUUCUUGAAGGGCAAGGGCAGCAAGAAGAAGACCGGCUUCUUAACAGGCGAGUAA
Molecule: messenger RNA, 840 nt
Organism: Volvox carteri f. nagariensis
Lineage: Eukaryota; Viridiplantae; Chlorophyta; Chlorophyceae; Chlamydomonadales; Volvocaceae
Exons: 5
Coding region: 1-840 (279 amino acids)
Biological process (GO): mRNA processing
Cellular component (GO): cytoplasm; nucleus
Molecular function (GO): RNA binding
Source: RefSeq, a predicted model, not a curated record